Schistocerca piceifrons (Central American locust) is the source of this 2777-nucleotide messenger RNA. It is a transcript of the gene da, whose product is annotated as transcription factor 12. The transcript has 17 exons. The record is from RefSeq and is a predicted model, not a curated record. NCBI's taxonomy places the organism in Eukaryota, Metazoa, Arthropoda, Insecta, Orthoptera, Acrididae. Gene Ontology annotation, molecular function: RNA polymerase II cis-regulatory region sequence-specific DNA binding; DNA-binding transcription factor activity, RNA polymerase II-specific; protein dimerization activity. Bases 12 to 1967 code for a protein of 651 amino acids. Gene Ontology annotation, cellular component: transcription regulator complex. Gene Ontology annotation, biological process: regulation of transcription by RNA polymerase II.
UGAGAAUCAAGAUGGCGACCAGCGACGACGAGCCCAUGCACCUAUACGAAGUGUUUCAAAAUUGUUUUAAUAAGAUUGCAAAUAAACAACCCGAAAAGCCCGGUUUCCAGUCUCCUUAUGGCACGAUGGACAAUGGCAUGUCCUACGGGAACAGUUACGGCGGUACGGGGAGCGAACCGUUCGGACCCGACUCGCCGUAUUUUCCCUUCAGCAAUCCACCUCGUCGCCAGCCAUCAACAGGUCCCACGGUGAAACGGCGGAAAGAGUAUGGGUCGGAUGAAUUCGGCCAUGACUCCCCACGAUACACCUCACCGAAGGCAGGAGGGCUAUAUGGUGGAGAGCCAUACUACCUUGAUGGUGCAAGUGGUGGUACUGGUGAUCCAUGGACAGGUGGUGGUCAGCUGCAGACCGGCCACUACUCUGCAUACAGUUCUCCAGCUAUCCUGUCAGGAGCACCACCGUCUACACAUUUGUCACAGUCUACCUUUCCUCCACCGCCAAUCCAUCUUGCUCAUGAUGCAAUGGCUUACGGAGCCAUGUCGCCAGGUGGCGUUACGAGCUCUCAGCAAGAUAAUUCCCUCCUCGGUACUCAAUCUGCCACAAGUCUUCCACCAAUGUCAAGUUUUCGUGGUGGUGGAGGGCAAGGUCCAGGUCCAGGUGCUGGGACAACCCCCACCACAGCGGGCACCGCUGUGGGAGUUCCUACUUCAAGCCCUGCAACUGCUGCUCUCUAUGUUAGCCCACAGCCAACUACACCGGGGGACACACUUGGCAAAGCAUUGGCAUCAAUAUAUCCCACAGACCAAAGUGUGAGCAGUUACAGUUCAAAUCCCUCAACACCUGUUAGCUCACCUCCUCCACUGACAGGUGGUAGUGGUGGUCAGGCGUGGCCUCCAAGUAAUGCUGGUCCACACCCCAGCACUCCCACAUCACCGCAUUAUGCAGCAGAUCGCACUUUACAUAUGGCUGCCCCUGAACAACAGAGGCUAGAUGCAGCAAUAGGUUUUCUUCGAGACCAUGCUGAGGGCACACGGAUGGAGGAGAGAUUAGAUGAUGCGAUUAAUGUACUUCGCAACCAUGCAGAGAGCCAAGCUUUGGGGCUGCAUGCUGUUGCAUCAUCUACAUUGCAGACACAUUCCAAUGGACUACUUAGUUCUUAUCAUCACACCCAGGCAGCUAUUGAGUCACAUCUGCCCAGUCCUCACCCAGGCACUCCAGGAUCAACAGUUGGUGCAACUCAGAGCUCGUAUCCUGGUCUUGCACCUACACCUGACACAGAUGGACCAAUUAAAAUAGAAAGGCUGUCUGGAGCAACAUCCAAAAAGCGCAAGGAACCUCCUGGAGCAAGCUCUGACACCAAACCUAGCAGCAGUGAAUUGGGAAGUAGCCAGACCAGUACAGGUCCUAAUACAGCUGUGCAAGCAAACUCAACUUCUGGCCAAAAGGGAUCCAAACGUUCAAGGAGAUAUUGUUCAAGUGCGGAUGAAGAUUGUGAAGACCCAAACACAAAGGCAGUUCGUGAAAAAGAACGUCGACAGGCCAAUAAUGUUCGUGAGAGUUGUUCGAGUGCCGAUGAGGAAGAGGACCCUGAUACAAAAGCAGCUAGAGAAAAGGAGAGGAGACAAGCCAACAAUGCAAGGGAAAGGAUACGUAUCCGGGACAUAAAUGAAGCUCUUAAGGAGUUGGGACGGAUGUGCAUGACACAUCUGAAGACCGACAAACCACAGACAAAAUUGGGCAUCCUCAAUAUGGCAGUUGAAGUGAUAAUGAAUCUUGAGCAGCAAGUACGAGAACGAAAUCUGAAUCCCAAGGCUGCAUGUCUGAAAAGAAGAGAAGAAGAAAAGGCUGAGGAUGGGCCCAAGCUGUCGAGUCACCAUUUGGGUCAUCCCGGACCCCAUUUAACGCAGACGUCAUUCCCUACUAUGCCUGGCCCACCUCUACCACACAACCCAACCCAGCCGCAGUAGCAGAGGUGGAUGCUGAAGGGUUUGCACUAUGAUUUUGGUUGAAGCACAUCUCUUUCACAAGUUAUGAUAUGUGAAUUUUUUCUGAAGCUGUCAGAGUGAGAUGGUGCUCAGUCUUUGUGAAUUACGUGUGCAAACUGAAAAAGCUUCAUGUUUAGUUUAAUAAAUGUGAAGUAAUAUGUGCGCAACUAUCACAGAAAUAUACUGUAUUAACCUCCAUAUCAUUGGUUGGAAGACAGCUAAAAUCGUUUAUUGAACCUGAAAAAGAGUAGUAGUUUUUAAAAGACUUUGUGAUGGUCCUAAUUAAAGAAAAGAGAAGACUUUUGAAGACUUAAGACACUAUGAGCAGUAACCUGCAGUUGCAGAGCAGUGCUUUGCAUGCUUUAUUUUUUAAGAAAAGUGAUGGAUGACAUGCAUCUCUAUGUUUGUAUGUGUAUGUAAAGCAUACAGCCAAACAUCCUUUUGUGGAUGUAGGUACCCCGAGUGAAAGCAGUUAUAUUAAGGCCAGUAAGCAAGUCGUAGCAAGACCAGAACAUUUUCCAUCAGGCAUGUAACAUUUGUUAUGUACCAGUAAUUAUGACCAAACACAUGAGAUUUGUUUGCCUAUAUAUUUUUUUUAUUUUUUCCAUUACAUGAAUAAUUGCUGAUAUGCUAGUACUUGUUCAGUAUGAUGAACAUUCACAGUGCAACAUAGGGCCCAGACAGAUGUAGACAGCUUUGCCUUAUCGGUAAAUAUACAGUUGUAGACAUAGAGCAGAGCGUGAACAUGUGUGUGCUAAAAUUUUGUUACAUAUAAAAUACACUGAAGUAGUG